Molecule: messenger RNA, 2808 nt
Organism: Polistes dominula (European paper wasp)
Lineage: Eukaryota; Metazoa; Arthropoda; Insecta; Hymenoptera; Vespidae
Product: organic cation transporter protein
Biological process (GO): transmembrane transport
Cellular component (GO): membrane
Molecular function (GO): transmembrane transporter activity
Source: RefSeq, a predicted model, not a curated record
UACAAAAGUCGUUAACAAAAAUCCACCAAAAUAUCAUUCCCCCAUAAGAUUAAAUAAUUGACAAAUAUUACUCAUCGUGAGGGUUAAUGAUCAACGAUAAGGGCUAUAUAAUGUCCUGUUAUUUAGUAAAGCUUGGAAUGCAGUACUAAAUUCCUUCACCAGAGUGCUUGGAAAACUUAGAAAGCAUCGUGUGUCGAGAGUGUGUGAGAGCAGAACGAUGUCAAGCUUUUAACGAAUUCAACACUGAUACUCAACUUUACUGAACGUACUAUUAUCGUUUCGUUUUCUAUUUUUGGAAUUACAUCAAAAAAAAUAUAUUCGAAAAAAAAAGAAACAUCACACAUACACGUGACACGUGUAUCGCAAGGACGACAAUCCUUUCUGUAUUUAGAAAAAAGAAGAAAGAUAGAUAUCUCCAGUGAACAGUCUUGAGUUCGUCAAACAGGUUAGUUAUACGUAGACAGUAGAACGAAGCGGUUCCGAAACACCUUUACGGGAUUGUCGAUUCGCAUACUUUCGAUUUCACUGACGACAAGAUGGCGAGCGUCGAUAAUGAUUUGGAAGAACUCAUGGGACACCUGGGAGAAUUUGGGAAAUAUCAAUUCUGGCAAUUUUCUUUACACAUCGUUGGUGCAUUGACUGCCGGAUUGCAUAUGAUAACGUUAUUGACAGUUGCAGCUGUACCUGCUUACAAAUGUGUUGUACCAAUAAUCAAAUCAACUCUCAUUGACACGUUUGAUGAAUCAUUGGUUGAAGGUAAUGUAACCAACAUGAUCAUGGAACCAAAAGAAUUGUCAACGUGUCAUUACUUGGACGAAUUUAAUGUAACACAAAAGUGUGAAGCUUGGACAUAUGACACGGAAUAUUUCAAAUCGUCACGCGGUAUGGAAUGGAAUUUCGUGUGUUCGCGCAGGUGGAUGGGAGCAGUUGCACAAUCGUCAUAUAUGUUUGGUGUGUUCGUUGGAGCAGUGACCUUGGGCAGUCUUGCCGAUAAAUACGGAAGAAAGAUCAUUUUUUAUGUAUCCGCGGUAUUGCAAUUGAUACUCGGUACCAUGGUCGCAUUCGUCAACGAGUAUUACACAUUCCUUGUAGUGAGAUUUUUCUACGGUGUCUUUGGAUCAGCUGGAUCUUACAUAACCGGAUUCGUAUUGACUAUGGAACUCGUGGGAGCAUCAAAGAGGACCAUGUGCGGUAUAAUGUUCCAAUUAGCUUUCGCAACCGGUUUUAUGUUGGUCGCUGCUUGGGGUGCUUUAAUCAAGGAUCGAACAUGGCUGCAAAUCAUUUACGGACUCCACAGUGCAUUAAUGUUAGGACACUGGUGGCUCAUGGACGAAUCCCCCAGAUGGUUAUGGGCUCAAGGCCGAACUAAAGAAGCAGUGGAGAUCGUUAAGAGGGCCCUAAAGAUGAACGGAAAUAACGUCAACUUAAAUAGCGGAAAAUUACUCGCGAGAUCGCAGAUAAAAAAGAGAACUGAAGAGGAUCAAACUCAUAGUGGAAUCGACUUAUUGAAAACACCUAAUCUUCGAAAAAAGACUUUGAACGUAUGUCUCAAUUGGUUUGCCAAUUCGAUCGUUUAUUACGGAUUAUCAUUGAAUUCUGGAAAUCUCGUUGGUAAUCCAUACUUGAUGUUAUUCCUGAGUGGUCUAGUCGAAAUACCAUCUUAUAUAUUUUUGAUAUUCGUGAUGGAUCGUACUGGUAGAAGGUGUCUAGUUAGCACGUUCAUGUUAAUCGGUGGCUUAUGCUGCAUAUGUGCAACAUUUAUCCCCAAGGAUGACGAUAUAGGAGCAACUCUAACUGUUAUUAUUGUAUUGUUUGGCAAAGCCUGCAUUGCUGCAUCCUUCGCAGUGAUCUACAAUUACACAGCCGAAUUAUUUCCCACGGUGGUGAGGAACACGGCCCUUGGUAUUGGUUCAAUGUGCGCUCGUCUCAGCGGUGCCCUAACACCUUUGAUCAUGCUCUUAGACUUCCUCGAUCCAAAGGUACCAGCAACGUUAUUUGGUAUGGUAGCCUUGGCUUCUGGUUUCCUGUCUCUUUACUUGCCAGAAACUGUAAAUCAACCUAUGCCGGAAACUAUCGAGGACGGCGAGAAUUUUGGUAAACACGAUACGUGUUUUACCACUUGCUUUGGAAGAAGAACUCACGAAUCUGUUAAUACUAAUGACGUUACUUUAGAUCAUGUUAAUAAUAGGGAAGAAAAGGAUAAAUUGGAUGAAACUUAACGUUCUUAUUCAUAACAUACACGUAGAUUUAAUUUGUUGUUUUUUUUUUUUAAAUCAUUCCUCCUCUCUCUCUCUCUCUCUCUCUCUCUCUCUCAUGUUUUAUUUUUUCAAUGGAAAAUAAUUUUCUUUUAAUACAAUGUAUAAAUGCAAUUCAUAUCUUAUACUGAAAUAAUUUCUCUCCACUUAAGAAUGAUGUUUUUCAUUCGUUAAAGUCAUUUUGAUUCUUAUGUUACAUCGUUCGACAAUGAAAUACACGGUACAGGUAAACAAACGCAAUUGACGCCAACGCGAUCAUUAGAAGAUAGAUAAUAAAAAUAACCAUCGUGUGCCUUUUAUCUAGCAGUAAUUCAAACUGGUUUUUAUAUAUAUAUAUAUAUGAUUACGACCACAUAGCAAUCGUUUAUUUUCCUCUCCUAUGUAAACAUAAGAAAUAUAAUUAUCUAAUUGCAAGUUAUGGCCGUAGUAGCGGUUAUGCGACUUGCAAAAGGACCGAUUUUAUCGUCUUUGUCAUAUCAAGAUUUAAGACCCACUAUUGUUUCUGUUUUUAUAUAAUAAUUCAUUUUUUUUUUAAAUAAAUUCUAUAAUGAUA